Messenger RNA from Scheffersomyces stipitis CBS 6054, 2206 nucleotides. It is a transcript of the gene PDC12, whose product is annotated as Pdc12p. Bases 254 to 2044 code for a protein of 596 amino acids. Gene Ontology annotation, molecular function: thiamine pyrophosphate binding; magnesium ion binding; carboxy-lyase activity. NCBI's taxonomy places the organism in Eukaryota, Fungi, Ascomycota, Pichiomycetes, Serinales, Debaryomycetaceae. The record is from RefSeq and is a predicted model, not a curated record. The transcript has a single exon.
CCGAAUUCGAAUUCAGGGAUAAAGUAUAUAAAGGCCAUUGGAUCCUGGGAGGUUCGUCCCAGACAUUUGGUUUUGUUCUCCAUCACAAUCCAGAUUUGAUCAAUUGACUACAAUUAACAGAGUCUAGCCCUCCCGUAUCCGGAAAAGCCUCUUCUCUGAGAUCGACUCAAUUGACUUGAAUAAUAUUUCAAAAUAUAAGAGCUUACUGCGAAUCCCCCCAUCCCCCAAAAAAGCCGCCUAACAUACAACUAUCAUGGCUGAAGUCUCAUUAGGAAGAUAUCUCUUCGAGAGAUUGUACCAAUUGCAAGUGCAGACCAUCUUCGGUGUCCCUGGUGAUUUCAACUUGUCGCUUUUGGACAAGAUCUACGAAGUGGAAGAUGCCCAUGGCAAGAAUUCGUUUAGAUGGGCUGGUAAUGCCAACGAAUUGAAUGCAUCGUACGCUGCUGACGGUUACUCGAGAGUCAAGCGUUUAGGGUGUUUGGUCACUACCUUUGGUGUCGGUGAAUUGUCUGCUUUGAAUGGUAUUGCCGGUUCUUAUGCCGAACAUGUUGGUUUGCUUCAUGUCGUAGGUGUUCCAUCGAUUUCCUCGCAAGCUAAGCAAUUGUUACUUCACCACACUUUGGGUAAUGGUGAUUUCACUGUUUUCCAUAGAAUGUCCAACAACAUUUCUCAGACCACAGCCUUUAUCUCCGAUAUCAACUCGGCUCCAGCUGAAAUUGAUAGAUGUAUCAGAGAGGCCUACGUCAAACAAAGACCAGUUUAUAUCGGGUUACCAGCUAACUUAGUUGAUUUGAAUGUUCCGGCCUCUUUGCUUGAGUCUCCAAUCAACUUGUCGUUGGAAAAGAACGACCCAGAGGCUCAAGAUGAAGUCAUUGACUCUGUCUUAGACUUGAUCAAAAAGUCGCUGAACCCAAUCAUCUUGGUCGAUGCCUGUGCCUCGAGACAUGACUGUAAGGCUGAAGUUACUCAGUUGAUUGAACAAACCCAAUUCCCAGUAUUUGUCACUCCAAUGGGUAAAGGUACCGUUGAUGAGGGUGGUGUAGACGGAGAAUUGUUAGAAGAUGAUCCUCAUUUGAUUGCCAAGGUCGCUGCUAGGUUGUCUGCUGGCAAGAACGCUGCCUCUAGAUUCGGAGGUGUUUAUGUCGGAACCUUGUCGAAGCCCGAAGUCAAGGACGCUGUAGAGAGUGCAGAUUUGAUUUUGUCUGUCGGUGCCCUUUUGUCUGAUUUCAACACUGGUUCAUUUUCCUACUCCUACAGAACCAAGAACAUCGUCGAAUUCCAUUCUGAUUACACUAAGAUUAGACAAGCCACUUUCCCAGGUGUGCAGAUGAAGGAAGCCUUGCAAGAAUUGAACAAGAAAGUUUCAUCUGCUGCUAGUCACUAUGAAGUCAAGCCUGUGCCCAAGAUCAAGUUGGCCAAUACACCAGCCACCAGAGAAGUCAAGUUAACUCAGGAAUGGUUGUGGACCAGAGUGUCUUCGUGGUUCAGAGAAGGUGAUAUUAUUAUCACCGAAACCGGUACAUCCUCCUUCGGUAUAGUUCAAUCCAGAUUCCCAAACAACACCAUCGGUAUCUCCCAAGUAUUGUGGGGUUCUAUUGGUUUCUCUGUUGGUGCCACUUUGGGUGCUGCCAUGGCUGCCCAAGAACUCGACCCUAACAAGAGAACCAUCUUGUUUGUUGGAGAUGGUUCUUUGCAAUUGACCGUUCAGGAAAUCUCCACCAUGAUCAGAUGGGGUACCACACCUUACCUUUUCGUGUUGAACAAUGACGGUUACACCAUCGAGCGUUUGAUCCACGGUGUAAAUGCCUCAUAUAAUGACAUCCAACCAUGGCAAAACUUGGAAAUCUUGCCUACUUUCUCGGCCAAGAACUACGACGCUGUGAGAAUCUCCAACAUCGGAGAAGCAGAAGAUAUCUUGAAAGACAAGGAAUUCGGAAAGAACUCCAAGAUUAGAUUGAUAGAAGUCAUGUUACCAAGAUUGGAUGCACCAUCUAACCUUGCCAAACAAGCUGCCAUUACAGCUGCCACCAACGCCGAAGCUUAGUAAAAAGGAUUAGUGUUAUUUUUUUGCACCCACGUUAUAUAUAUUAAUGCACAACUAUGAGAGACAAUUCCGUAGUAAACGAGGACGCUUUUCUUUCAGAUAAACUGCAUUUUGUCUAUCCGACAGAUUUCGUAUUUCAUACGGCUUUGGCAUAAAUGCUCG